Penicillium brevicompactum is the source of this 729-nucleotide messenger RNA. RefSeq lists its product as uncharacterized. Gene Ontology annotation, molecular function: acetate transmembrane transporter activity. The transcript is spliced from 5 exons. Lineage: Eukaryota; Fungi; Ascomycota; Eurotiomycetes; Eurotiales; Aspergillaceae. The coding region runs from base 1 to 729 and encodes 242 amino acids. The record is from RefSeq and is a predicted model, not a curated record. Gene Ontology annotation, cellular component: plasma membrane.
AUGUCGAGUGUGAAAGAGAAUGAGACACUAGUCUCAAGACCAGUGGAAGCUACCAUGAAGCCUGGCUCUCAUCUUGCCAAUCCCGCACCCCUAGCGAUGGGCGGGUUUGCUACCACGUUUUUAUCCCUCUCACUGGCCAUGAUGAACUUCCGCGGCGUUUUCACACAAACUAUGUUCAUCGGUGAUCUAUGCUUCGUGGCAGGAAUUGGUCUACUUAUCUCAGCUCAAUGGGAGAUGGUCCGAGGCAACACAUUUUCGUACACAGUGCUUUCUGCAUAUGCACUAUUCUACGGUGGUUACGGGGUGAUCAUGAUUCCCUCAUUGGGCAUUGUUGAUGCAUACGGCGGAUAUACACCCGAAUAUCACAACGCUCUUGGAUUUUUCGUACUCUUAUGGGCGGUCUUCAACUUUUUCUUCCUGUUGGCCAGCUGCGCCAUAAACAUUGUUUACACCCUCCUUUUCCUGACACUCGAGCUGUGUCUAAUUUUUGAUGCUGCUUCGAGUUUUGUUUUGGCCGAUGGUAUGGUGGAGAGAAGUGCGAAUCUCAUGACUGUUGCAGGCGCUUUCGGCUUCAUUUCCAGUUUGGCUGGAUACUACGCGGUCCUGCAUUAUUUGUGCCAAGACGCCCUGCCAUUCACCGUGCCAAUGGGUGAUACCUCCCGAGCUUUCAAACGCUGGUGCAAGAAGACUCCCUCGCCGAGUAUCAAGAGCGAAGAAGACAUGGCAUAA